Messenger RNA from Anthonomus grandis grandis, 785 nucleotides. RefSeq names its product peroxiredoxin-5, mitochondrial. The transcript is spliced from 4 exons. Gene Ontology annotation, cellular component: mitochondrion; peroxisome; cytoplasm. The record is from RefSeq and is a predicted model, not a curated record. NCBI's taxonomy places the organism in Eukaryota, Metazoa, Arthropoda, Insecta, Coleoptera, Curculionidae. Gene Ontology annotation, molecular function: thioredoxin peroxidase activity. The coding region runs from base 105 to 668 and encodes 187 amino acids. Gene Ontology annotation, biological process: cell redox homeostasis; hydrogen peroxide catabolic process; cellular response to oxidative stress.
UUUUUCAUUCAUUUUCUUAUACUAGGUUAUAUGAUCUUGACAUUGACAAUCACUACAAUCAAAUUACAUUAAUUUACAUACAGGUUUGAACAAAAAAGGUAGGAAUGCAAGUCAGUAAAAUCUCAUUAUUAACCACAAAGAGCUUAAACAGACCGGUCGUGUCAUUAGUGCAAAGGUUUCUGCAAACUUCAGUAGCGAAAAUGGUUAAGGUUGGUGAUACUCUUCCCAGUGUAGAUCUUUUUGAAGAUCUUCCUACAAAUAAGGUGAAUCUUGCUGAGCUAGCCAAAGGAAAGAAAAUAAUUCUGUUUGCUGUUCCCGGAGCAUUUACGCCAGGGUGUUCAAAGACCCACUUGCCCGGAUACGUAGCCAAGGCUGACGAACUAAAAAAGCAAGGCAUCAGCGAAAUAGUAUGCGUGUCAGUUAACGACCCAUUUGUUAUGGGUGCAUGGGCGAAAGAUCAGGGAACGGCGGGCAAAAUAAGAAUGCUGGCCGACCCCUCCGCUGCUUUAGCAAAAUCGUUGGAUCUGGUAGUAGAUAUCGCUCCCCUGGGAGGUACUCGUAGCAAGAGAUACUCGAUGGUUGUAGAGGAUGGCAAAAUCACAUCUUUGCAGGUGGAACCUGAUGGUACUGGUUUAUCUUGCUCCUUAGCUGAUAAAAUUAAAUUGUAAUUUUUAGAGUAAUAGUAAAUGUUACCUAAAAUUAGGUCCUACAUAGUUUCAUAAUUUUGUGUUUAGUUUUAAAAUUCAUAAAAGUGCUGAAAUUCAAAUAUAUGUGAAUGGCACGAA